Molecule: messenger RNA, 1905 nt
Organism: Cololabis saira (Pacific saury)
Lineage: Eukaryota; Metazoa; Chordata; Actinopteri; Beloniformes; Belonidae
Product: brain and acute leukemia cytoplasmic protein
Exons: 3
Coding region: 123-497 (124 amino acids)
Cellular component (GO): cytoplasm
Source: RefSeq, a predicted model, not a curated record
GCCUGAUGGAAACACAAACGGGGAGACGUCCGGGGAAGAUGCUGCGGGGGCCGUGACACGACCACGAACCGCUCUCGGUGCGUGUCAGCUCCAGCUGCACCUGUCGUGGAUGAUUUUCCCCGAUGGGUUGUGGAGGAAGUCGGGCGGACGCGAUCAUCGAGCCGAGGUACCAUGAAAGCUGGACGAGGGAAACAGAAUCGACGUGGCUCACCAAUACAGAUAUAGACACCCCCAUAUCCAGUUCCACCGGUAAACCUGUAGAGGCCAGUAAGGAGAAGAGGAUGGUGAACACGGGCAUCCAGUGUGGGAAACAGGCCCUGAGCUCCAAUGGCUCCAGCCAGCAUCGGAGAGCCAGGCGCUCCUUCAGUGAUCAGAGUACACGUGACUCUAAAAGGCAGGCAUCAAAGGAAGCUGCUGCUCUGUCCAAAGAAGGCCAGCCUGCAAGUAUCAACAGUAGUGAAGAUCCUGAACCUGGGAACGCAUGCGACGAGAGAUGAAAUGAGAGCUGAGACACUGUGAAGAGGCGGCUGGCUGACCAGAACAGAAGAUGUGGUACUUUUUUUGCAGACCUGCGUGGAUGGUGUUUGCUGUUGACUUUGCAGGAUCCUGGAUAAUAUAUGGUGGUGAUUGACAACUUCAACACCUGCUCAUGUCUCCACCCAACGCUCUUUGGAUGCUGCAUCAUUGUUGCAUGUGUAAGAAAGGGAGUGGGUAACAGCGUUCACACUUGCCACCAUGCUAUUCUUCCAUGCCUAUGGUACUGGUCAGGGAAUGUGUCACUGUGUUUAGACAAUUAUAAUAUUAUAUUGUUUUUUCUUUAAAGGACACAUUUCCCCAUAUGCACAUGAUAAUCAUGAUCUGCGCAUCAAAUGUGUUCUUGCCAGGGCCUUUCUCAAGAAUUUGCUUUAGGUCUUUGUGGAAGAAAACUCCAUUUGUUGUUAGUAUGGAGUCACUGUUUAAACCCUACCUGAAGUGCUGUUUUGAAGCUGAAAUCUAGAUGUUUCAAGCUUGAAGGCUAAAGACUGUCUUCUCUAGCUUUUGCAAGAUAAAAACAACAACAAAAUAACUAAACCCGCAUGUGCCUACAAUUCCUCUUGAUUUGAGCUGCUUUUGUUGUAACUUAGAGGGUUAUUUAUUCACUUAUUCUGUAUGAUGUGUUUGACAAUUUUUUAUUAUCUCUAUUUGUGUGUAAGUGUGUGUGUCUGUUAUGUUGCACCUUUUUAUUUACAACAAUUUAAUGUUACCACAUGUAAUUCUGGUGGCUCACACUGACUGCAUGUACACAUUAAUCUCAUAAUGAUUAGGUAUUACUAACUGAAGUCCCAGAAAUGUUGAAGUUAAGUAUUCAUCCAAAAAAAUUGAAUAUGAUCAGCAGAUGGCGAUGUUGACAAACUGUUAGUAUUGACAGCAACUGCUUGAGGAAAAAGAUGGAUUUUUAAAGAGGCUUUGUUUUAGCUUGCUCAAAUAUAAAUGGAAAAUAAUCUGCUGAUCAUAUAGCUUUAAAGUUUAAUUUAACCAUAUUAAUCAUAUGACUGUAAGUACUGUAACUUGUGAAGAAUUUUUGAUGAUUCACUGAGAUUAUAAUGGUGAUAUUUUCGACUCACACCACAUUUUUGAUGGAAAACAAACUUUAGAAUUUAACAUAUAGGAUCUAUUUUAAUUUUUUGUCUUCAUUAAAAUUGUUGCUGGCUGCAAUUGUGAAACCUGGCUAAAGACGUGCUGUGUGUGCAAUCAUUUCUCGUUCACUACAGUAAAGGCAAAAGCAUGUUUUAAAAGCAUAAAUCAGCAAAGUCUGUGGUUUAGAAACUUAGUUAUAUACAAUUUAAUCCACUGUUCUCACACUUUAGACGAUUUUUAUAAAUGUAUAAAGCCUAUACCAAUCAAAUUCUUUAUUAUGGCAAAUAU